AUUAGUCAACGAGUAACAAUGAAGGAUAGUAAAAUAGCUACUGCUCGAAUACUAUUUAUAUUUCUGUUAAGACAAGUUUCACCUAUAAUUAUAGAAGAUGAGACGAGAUUCGAUUUAGAAUAUGCGGCAUUGAAAACUAACGAUGAAGAUUUCUUCAAUUCAACACCUUUCACCGAAAGUCAAGAACUCAGAUGUGACACUUGUAAAGCUAUCUCAUUCGCGCUCUUUACAGAGAUUCAUAAUGCUUGUAAUGAUUUUCGUGAUCUUGAAAAUUUUAUUUUCAAAUGCCAGUCAUUAUUAAACAUUCAAGAUAGAAGCAGAAAAAAAAACUCUUUUGUUAGUUACUCAAGAAUUAAAAUUAAUAGAACUUUGAGAUUGAUUGGACCGGGUCUUGAUAUCGAUGAAAAACUUCAUGAAGUGGCUAAAGAAAACUGGGAUGAUCGAUUGAAAAAUAGUUUAAACUAUCUUAUAGAUGAUAUAGGGGAAGAAGAGUUGUUAAAUCAAUGGAAAAAUUCUGAAUCUAUUGAGGAUUUUCAACAGAUUCUCUGUUUUGGAGUUGGCUAUAGAGGACCAUGUCGGCUAUUGGAUAGUAGAUUUAUUAAAGGAAAAGACAUAGAAUAUUCAUAUUUAGUUACAAGAUAG
This is a messenger RNA of Dimorphilus gyrociliatus, 642 nucleotides long. The record is from the annotation of a GenBank genome assembly. Lineage: Eukaryota; Metazoa; Annelida; Polychaeta; Dinophilidae.